Messenger RNA from Pecten maximus, 2615 nucleotides. RefSeq names its product organic cation transporter protein-like. The transcript is spliced from 2 exons. Gene Ontology annotation, molecular function: transmembrane transporter activity; death domain binding; protease binding. The record is from RefSeq and is a predicted model, not a curated record. Gene Ontology annotation, cellular component: membrane. NCBI's taxonomy places the organism in Eukaryota, Metazoa, Mollusca, Bivalvia, Pectinida, Pectinidae. Bases 139 to 2301 code for a protein of 720 amino acids. Gene Ontology annotation, biological process: regulation of apoptotic process; transmembrane transport.
ACCGCUCCCUUAACUAUAUUCAAAGGAAAUCCCUGAAUUUCCGGGGAAAUACCAGGAGUUCAAGUAUAGUUGGCACGUGUAUAUCGGUGUGUAUUUCAAGGAACUUCCCCUGGAGAGCGAACUGAUGUAAACGUAACUAUGGAAACAAUACAAGAACAUACCCUCCGAAGAAACCAGGUACAGUUCGUUGAUGACCUUGACCCAAAAGAUGUCCUUGACGUUUUAUUAGAUGACGGAAUCCUCACAGAGAAUGACUAUGAACGUGUGAGUUCAGGUAAAUCAAGGAAAGAACGAUGUCGGAUUCUUUUAGCUUUGCUUCCAACACGUGGCCCUACGGCGUAUGGUUCGUUCCAACGAGCACUGAAGCAAAGUAUUUACCCACAUUUGGCUGAACUGAUGCAUACUGAUACAUUAAGUAAUAAUGAUCAACAGCAUCUUAACAUGACAGGUCGCGGGAGUAAGGAUGGACUGAGGCAUUCUAGCGUAUGUUCUAAAUGCGAGCCACUUUUCCCAAGUAAAUUUUCAGAUCCGGAGCUUGCAGUGACACUGAGGAAAAACUGUUGUUUACUAAUGGGAAAUAUUGAACCAAAUGAUAUAUUAGACUGGCAUUACCAGGAGUUUGUGUUGGGUAGGGAUGAAUGUGACAGAAUCAGAUCCGGAAAAACAAGAAAGGAAAGAUUUGUCUUAUUUCUGGAAGAAAUUUCGAAAUGCCAAAAUAAUAAUGUAUUAUCUGUAUUUAAGAUGUCAUUAGAAAAGAAAUAUGGUUUCAUUGUGGUAAAAUUGGACAAUAAUGCUGCAGAAACCAUUCCGACAGACGCCGUCUCUAGAUUGACGGGACCUGUUCAACACGACUCGGAAAAUAAUGGAACUGGACGCUCGACUUCAGAUUGUGCUUUAAGAGAAGAAGGUGAUUAUUUUAGUCUCCGUAUACAACAGGGAACAAAUGUCAUCGAAGAUAAAACAGGUAGCGAUAUUACAUCAACGUAUUGUCCUACAACAGUUGUAAAACACACGAAAAAUACGAUAAAACGUCAUUGUGAUUUUGAGUCCGUGUCGUCUGAUAUGGGACUGUCUCAAGCAGACUGUGCAUUUAUACCGAACCAGCAUUUGCUUCCCAUGACUGAAUCUAAUAUGCAAAAAUCCAAACGACGAACGAUUCCACAGUAUUCAACCGAUUCCGAAGACGAUUUCUUUUUUAAUCAGGUUUACCAACGGCACCACAGGACAGGUAAAAAACAUGAAGAUGGCUGGUCAGAACAUGCUCCGGACAAAAACGAAAAAAGUUCUGCAGACACAAGGAAGGUAUCUUUCUCAGUUAAUCCUGGAUCCUUAAACCCGGGAAGUCUUCCCAACAGACGACUAGAGGUAGCGUUUAACCUGCUCAGCACGAUGAUUAACCAGGGGCAAUAUGAAAAGUUUGAACAUUUUUCUAACGGAUUAAAACAAAAAUACCAUCGCAAUGCUGAUAUGAUGUGUAUAAUUGGAUAUUUGAAUGCCAGCAAAGACCUGUUCAAAACCAAUUUUGAUUCGGCGAAAAAGCAUAUCACUUCUGCAAUGGAACUGGUUCCAAAGACAAGUAAUCCUAAAUAUUUUACUCUUGAAUUAUUCACGGCAUUGACACGUAUGUAUAUUACACGGAAGAAGCUCCAAAAACUUCAAAGAGUACUCGAUGACGCAAAAAUGAUAAUUGCGUCAGAUCCGGUAGGUUGCACUGGACGAGCUGCAGGUUGGCUGUAUAUGAACGAUGCUAGGAACAUGACGGCUCUGAUUGGCAUGCUUAAUGUACACAAACCGAACUUUAUAGCUGCUUAUAAAAACCUUCACGAACAGGCAAAACGAAGUUUUCGGUUGUCUCUUACAAAUUUCCAAAGAGACGGUGGCAAAGAUGGACCUUUUGGUUUUGGUUAUGCUCUAUGUAGACUAACGAUAUUACUACUACAGUGUGGGGAUAGUGGCCUGACAAUGGACGUGCUUCAUCCAGAUUAUGACGAUAUAGAACUAGCUGGAGGCUACCUUCGUCAGUUAGAGAACUCAAACAUUCCCAUACCAAAGAUUUUAGAAGUGCAUUAUCUCCUCGCUAAAUGUGAUUACCAAUACCGUCGAGGAAAUACUGUCAGGGCUCUUGAGUAUGCUGACGCAGCACAUCGUCUCGCCACGGAGAUCAACAUGUUAGAAUUUACGGAGCAUGCUCUCAAUAGAGUCGUCUUCCUGAGAACUAGGACGCCUUUAGUUAUCCAGACAGUGGACGAAGAAGAGGCUUCGCGGAUUCUGUUUGAGGAAUCUUCUGAUAACAGUCACUAAAUGUUACUAUGUAGACGUAACUACUACCUUGAAAGGUGGAUAUGGCAAAUGAAUCUCAUUUUGAUGGAUUGCACCUCAUUUUGGCAACUGCGGGCAUACUACCGUAUACGUAGUCAAAAUGAGGUACAAUUCUUAUAUUUACAUAAAAAAAAGUUUAAAUACAGCACGAAAAAAUUACAAUUCAGAGUGUAUUGCGACGUUGGUAACAACGGCAGCUGUGGUGGUUGCUAAGAUGAAACAGUUCUAGUGAAUCUACAUGAAGACACCAGUAUUGUUAACAAAAUUAAAAUAAACAGCUCAACAUUUUUGUUUAA